Messenger RNA from Salvia splendens (bonfire salvia), 537 nucleotides. RefSeq names its product probable galacturonosyltransferase 4. The transcript is spliced from 3 exons. The coding region runs from base 1 to 348 and encodes 115 amino acids. The record is from RefSeq and is a predicted model, not a curated record. Lineage: Eukaryota; Viridiplantae; Streptophyta; Magnoliopsida; Lamiales; Lamiaceae.
AUGAAACAUCAAAAUGGUCCUAGAGAAAAAGUGAACACUAAGACUGAGAAACAGAAUGAACGAACAGUUCUUCCAGAUGCACGUCUCCGCCUGCUUAAGGAUCAACUUAUGCAGGGAAGGAUUUAUCUUUCCCUCCCAGCAACUAGAAAUAAUGCUCAGUUUAUUAAGGAGAUGCGGUUGCGCAUCAAGGAAGUUCGACGCGCAAUUGGGGAUUCCACCAACUAUUCCGAGCUGCCGAAGAAGUUAUCUCUGCGAGCUAAGGUCGGAGUCAGGAAAAAUCAAGUGUUAAGAAGUUUUAAGCGAACGAGGUUGAGCGUGGAUGGGGGACGGAGGAUGUUGAGCAUUUGACAAAGACAGUAUUCAAUAAAUAUUCCGGUUGCUAUUAUGUCUUCAUACAUAGUGGUAGCUAACCCUCGACUGCUUCCGCUACGUCAAGUUUUUUUUUUUAAAUCUUAUGUUCUCUGUAUUCUGUUGGACUAGUUUCCUAUGAACUUUGUGCUUCGUGAUUUCAGACUAUAUUUUGGUAAUAAAGUUGCA